Musa acuminata subsp. malaccensis (wild Malaysian banana) is the source of this 1224-nucleotide messenger RNA. NCBI's taxonomy places the organism in Eukaryota, Viridiplantae, Streptophyta, Magnoliopsida, Zingiberales, Musaceae. The record is from RefSeq and is a predicted model, not a curated record.
UCACCUGACAUCCACGUCACCACUGUCCGCUUCUACCCACGCCGAGCCCGGGCGGUCCCGCGUCCCACUUUAAAAGCCCCCGACCGGUCUUCUCCAUCUUGAUCUCGUCGUGUCUCACCCGCCGCAGCGGCAUGAGUGGGUUCACAGAGCUCGGCUUCGCUCUCAUCAUAUUCUUGUCCCUCUCCCUUCUAGGGUUAGCCGCCGAGCUCAUCUACCUCCUCCACCGCCGGCGGCGGAGGUGGCUCCUUCAGCAAUCCACUGCCGAUCCCGAGCUCGGCGGCGGGCCGUCCUCCGGGGAUCUCCUCCUCCACGUCCUCUGCUUCGAGCCCCGCUCCCGGGUCGAGCCCGCCUGCGCUGCCCCGUCCUUCGCUCAUCCCUCCGCCGCCGCCAAUCCUGCUUCGCCGAAGCCCCCGGUAGAUCCCGCGGAGGCGGAGUCGGAUUCCGACCCAGAGGAGGAUUGCGACUUCGACCGGUGGCGGGCCACGUACUUGGGGCCCUCCCGAGCCCUGUACACCAUCAACGAGGAGGAGGAAGACGACGACGAACAUUGGGAGGAGGCAGAGGAGGAGGAAACGCCAUUCGCGACGCCGUGCUCGUCGCCCGGGUUCUACACUCCGUCGCCAUCUCCGCCCCGCACGAGGGAGUAGGCCAGAGACGACGCCGGGAAACUCUCCCUUGCCGUCCAUCGGAGGUGAGGAUUUAGGGCGCGCUUUGCACGGGGCCGGGACUGUACGGUCGUCCGUACGAAACUAUGAGUGGCCAUGGCCACUUCCAGUCACCCAUUUAAUGAAUGUGCACCCACCGGUUUCCCAGCCUGCAACGAUGAGGAGAUGAAGGUGAAAAUACCCUUCUCAGAAAGUAAGAUUCUUCUGCCAGGGUUUUGUACUGUACCAAUCCCAAUUUAACAUAUAAUUUCCAUUGUAGCUAUAACAUACUCCUGAAUGACUCAAGUGUGCGCAGGAUCACUAUGAACAAAUGAUGAGUACCAUGCUUGCUGUAGUCACAAGUCACAUGGAUGCAGCUAAUUUCCUGUGAACAAUGUUGUUGUUGUGUGAAAUAAAUGCUCCCCUUCAUCAUUUAUUCCUUGCUGGUAAUCUUGGGACUACCACAAGUACUAAGAUUUCAUGUUUCUUAUUGACAAACUGAUGUUUCUGAACAUCAUGUAAAGAAGAAAUAAAAAUACUAAAGGAUAAUAAGCACAUCACAAAAAUGAAUGGCAUGAAA